This is a messenger RNA of Peronospora matthiolae, 1833 nucleotides long. The record is from the annotation of a GenBank genome assembly. Lineage: Eukaryota; Oomycota; Peronosporomycetes; Peronosporales; Peronosporaceae.
AUGUCCAAGCAGCCCGAUCGCACCAUGGAGUACCAAGACGAGUUGCCCCCGCUGCCCUUGCCGCCGCUAGCGCAGACGCUUGAGCAGUACAUACAGAGCUGUGAACCGCUCCUGACGCCCAGUGAACUCGAGCAUACAAAAGCCGUGUGUCACGAUUUCCUCGAGGGCGUCGGACCGCAGCUGCAGUCGGUUCUAGAGGAACGGGCGGACUCGGAGCGCAAUUGGGUGGAGGAGUGGUGGGAGACCUUUGCCUACUUGCAGCCACGGUACCCCUCGGCCAUUAACAUUAACUGGUACGGCGUCCUGCCUGGGAACUGGGGGCCUCGAGACAUGAGUCAGUGCGAAGCGGCGUCUAUUUUCACGCACGCGAUCCUCAAGUUCCGCAAAACUCUAUUGGCGGACAAGUACCCGCCGGAAACGAUGAUGGGGCGGCCGCUGUGUAUGUUUACGUACACGCGCAUGUUCAACACGUGUGUGGUUCCAGGCGAAGAGUGCGACGAGAUGGUGUCGUACCCACCUGAUGCCAAGCACAUUCUCGUCUUACGGAACAACUGCAUGUGGGCAGUGCAGGUGAUGCACGACAAUGGCGACGACCUCCCGCUCGCAGACAUUUUGAGACAAUUUGAAUUGGUGCGGGAUGAAGCCACGGGACUUUUUGACUUGGAGCGUUACCCACCCGUUAGCGUCUUGACGUCCGAGAAUCGAACAAACUGGGCCAAGGCGCGGGACCAUAUCAUAGCGCUAGAUGACGUCAACAAGCAGUCGUUCGACCUGAUCGAGCGGGCGCUGUUUUGUGUUGCUCUCGAUGAGAGCUCUGCGUCGACGUACGACGAAAUUGCACGCAAUUGCUUGCUUGGCGACGGCCGCAAUCGCUGGUACGACAAGCCGUUUACGCUGAUUAUCCACGAGAACGCUCGAGGCGGGUUGAACGGCCAGCACGUGUGGGCAGAUGCAUUAGUGGUCGUCCGCCUGUUUGACUACUGCAUCAAAUAUGUCAACGAGAACUUCAAGGCCAUGUUUGCGAAUCGCGCCGACUUGCAACCUACGUUCAACUUGAAACCGAAGCGACUGGAGUGGGUGCUUGACAACGCUGCUUACACGGCCAUUGAGUGCGCCAGUGCUGCCGUGGGAAAGCUGAUUCACAACAGCGACAUUGCGACAAUUCAGUUCAACCACUACGGUUCGGCCUUCCUCAAGCGCUAUAAGCUCACGCCAGACUUUUUUAUGCAGAUGGCUAUCCAACUCGCACACUACAAGAUGCACAAGAGUCUGCCUGCUGUGUAUGAGUCGGCCCACACGAGGAUGUUUUACCACGGCCGCACGGAAACGAUUCGGUCGUUGUCGAGCGAGUCUCUUGCCUUUGUAAAGACGAUGGAGUCAAGUGCCUCGGAGGGAACAAAGUGGGAAGCGCUGCGCACAGCCAUCGACGCUCACAAGGAGACGCUGAAGAAAUGCCUGACUGGAGACGGUAUUGACCGCCAUCUCAUGGGUUUGCAGAUCGUGGCAGAGAUGUCUGGUAUCACGCCAAAGCCCUCAUUGUUCACCGAUCGCGCGUUCGAGUUGAGCAAGAAGUAUCUGGUAUCCACCAGCAACAUCAGCGGCGGACCUGGUGCGAGUCCCAUUUGGGGCGGCUUUUCGGCCAUGUACAAUGAAGGCUACGGCGUAUGCUAUGCAUUGCAACCUGACCGCAUCAACAUGAGUGUUACAUGCUACCACUCAUGCCCAGAAACAAGCGCUUCGGAGUUUAAGCGUUACUUGGAGACUGCUCUGCUGGAGAUGGUGGAUCUCUGCCUCUCGCGUAACGUCAUUUACGUUGGCACAUCCAAGAUAUAA